UGUACAUGCAAUGUUUUCCUGGCAAUUAAUAUGAACGGAAACCGGAAUUAAUAUUUUUCUUCUAAGAAUGUAGGAUAUCCUGUGGCGAAGGUACAAAACACCAUGGUGACCUUUUGAGAGAAUCAGUUCAUCUCAACAGUACAUGGUCGUGUUUUAUUUCGCUACAGCAGAUAUCACACUCUCAUAUAACAAAACUGUUGAAUGAAUUUAACCUGAAAUUAUGUCUGAAAAGAGCAAUAAAUCGCUGAUGGUGGCUGUCGUACUAAAUUCAGCUCUUACGUUAUUAUUAAUAAUAAUCGCUGCACAUCAGCAAAUUCAGAUUGCAAAUCUGAAGCAAAUAGUUAAGGCGAAUAUUCAGAACAAUGAUGAUAAAAGAGAGUCAUAUCCAAGUACCACUAACAAAGCGCAACUCAAACCUAAAGAUGAAUUUCCUACUUUGCAGGUGAUACAGGAAGAAAUUAUGGAUACAGCUAGUUUUCAAAAUGAUGUUCUAGAGAAGGCACAGGGAACUUCCAGAAUAACAAGAAAUGCAAAUUCAAGAUGCUGCGGUAAAAAACGACGAGGGAAGAAAGGAGAGACAGGACCUCGAGGACCUAAAGGUCCCAAAGGGCCAAGAGGACCAAAAGGACAAACUGGAGAAAAAGGUGAUCGUGGUGAGAAAGGUGACGCUGGAUCACCAGGUGCACGGGGACCCCCUGGAAUAUCACCCACUGUUAAACCUACAGCAACAUAUGCUGAAUCUGCUCAUCUCCUUGGAUAUGGUCGCGCACGUAGACCUGACUUAUCAUACAACAGGAUCACCAAGUGGCUUGUUGGUCACACAUCAGGAGGAAUGCUAUACAGUAAUGGUUAUCUUUACGUAGCCCAUGAUGGAUAUUACUACAUUUACUCACAGAUGUAUUAUUAUGCUGGCGAUACUUCAGUGAUGGCUCACAGAGUGAAAAUUGAUGAUGUAGUAAAAUUAACUGGACACAGCAGUGCAAGUUCACAUAAUAAAUUCAACACAAACUAUGUUGGAGGCGUUUUCCGUCUUACAAAGGGGCAACGUAUCUCUGUAUCAGCACCAUUCACCAAAUUGUACUACUUUAAUAGCCAUGAGUCGUAUUUCGGUGCAUUUUUACUUCAUGCAUAGAAUAUACGAAGCUACAGUUACCCCAAAACAACUGUUAAUAAUUAAGUGCACUUCAUAAAAUGUUCCAAUAACGAUUGCUUUAUAAUCCAAUGGGCUGUGUGUUUUAGAUACAAUACUUUUAGUUUGUAAAUACAUUUAAUGUACAUUCAUCCAUUUUACUGUAAAAUAUGAUUUAUUGCUUGUUAUAAUUUUUAAUGUUUAAAUAUCACAGAUUACUUUUAACAUGUAUAUCAAUAUGGGUUCUUUUAUUCUUGCAGUAUACAACAUACAAUAUUAUACUAACAUGCAAACACUUGAGA
Molecule: messenger RNA, 1431 nt
Organism: Dendronephthya gigantea
Lineage: Eukaryota; Metazoa; Cnidaria; Anthozoa; Malacalcyonacea; Nephtheidae
Product: ectodysplasin-A-like
Exons: 8
Coding region: 221-1132 (303 amino acids)
Biological process (GO): immune response
Cellular component (GO): membrane
Molecular function (GO): tumor necrosis factor receptor binding
Source: RefSeq, a predicted model, not a curated record